UAGUUUGGUUUAUUAGAUAUUUGUACAGCUCGGUGCCAUGAAGUCAGUGAUAGUGGUUUCUGUCGCGGUUGUAUUCUAUCUGAGCAUUGGAUCAUCCCUUGCCCAGAUAAUUUCCAUCGGUCAAUGUAGUUCGCCAGCGGUUGUUCAGGACUUCGACGUUGAAGCCUACCUGGGGCUGUGGUACGAAGUUUCACGUUAUGAACAAACUUUCCAACGCAAUGGCGAGUGCGUCACCGCAGAAUACUCGCUGAACGACGAUGGUUCGGUUCGAGUUCAGAAUAGGAUGUUGGUGCCGCCCAGUGGCCAAUUUGACGAGGACAUCGGACGUGCUGUGCUUUCUUUUCCACAGGAAGAUCCACUGCAAGCCAAGUUGAACGUUAGCUUUGGAGGAAUGCCUCCAAUCAAGUCGAACUACUGGGUGCUGGACACCGACUACACCAGUUUUGCCUUCGUCUGGAGUUGCUUCCCCGUCAGCGAUAACAUCAAAGGAGAAAGUUAUUGGCUUCUGUCGAGGACUGUCGAGCUUCCGACGAGCGUCCAGGCGCGCGUUGAUGAACUGACCGAUGCCUAUUUGAUCAGGCGACACAUCAGACAAACUCGACAUGAUCUGUUUUACUGUAACGCCCCGGAGGAGACACCGGAAGUAGCAGAAAGCCCCAAAUCGCAAGCCAAAGCCGAAGAUUUGCGAAGCAAACGGAUUAUUCUUUAAGCAUUGUUUCAGUUUCUAUGUGAAUCAAUAAAAGUUUCAGGAUCAAUGAAAGUGGAAAA
Molecule: messenger RNA, 768 nt
Organism: Aedes aegypti (yellow fever mosquito)
Lineage: Eukaryota; Metazoa; Arthropoda; Insecta; Diptera; Culicidae
Product: apolipoprotein D
Exons: 4
Coding region: 38-709 (223 amino acids)
Molecular function (GO): pigment binding
Source: RefSeq, a predicted model, not a curated record